Messenger RNA from Mya arenaria, 1044 nucleotides. Its product is annotated as GATA zinc finger domain-containing protein 1-like. The transcript has 4 exons. The coding region runs from base 76 to 927 and encodes 283 amino acids. Gene Ontology annotation, biological process: regulation of DNA-templated transcription; chromatin organization. Gene Ontology annotation, molecular function: sequence-specific DNA binding. NCBI's taxonomy places the organism in Eukaryota, Metazoa, Mollusca, Bivalvia, Myida, Myidae. Gene Ontology annotation, cellular component: nucleus. The record is from RefSeq and is a predicted model, not a curated record.
AACCAAAAACAAAAAAAGAAAGAAAAGUGCUCUUUUCGCAUUUAUUCCUGUCAAGAUACAGGGAUUGAUGCAAACAUGCCUUUGGGAGUGAAGCCAGUUUGUGCUGGUUGUAAAAGCAGCACAUCGACCAUGUGGAGCAAGAAUGAAAAGGGAGAUAUAACGUGCAAUGAAUGUCUCACAAAACCCACUCCUGGCGUUGGGAAAGAAACGAAUGGUAACGGAGUUAUUCAGGUUAAGAAGGUGUCGUCUGCAGUCGAAAGUGCUCAAGAUAGGGUGCUAAGGAAGAGUUCUAGAAAUAAGCCAUCUAAAUACAGAGUCGCUAACUCCAAACCCAUUGCAACGAAGGGGAAAAGUAGACGCAUAAUCUUCAAGAAAAGUCAACCAGUCAAAGCACCAACAGCAGUUUCCACUGUGGUGACUGGUAACAGCAUCUUCCAUGAUGGUGUGUACUACCAGAUUGGUGAUAUAGUGUCUCUGGUUGAUGAAGACGAGAACCUGUACUACGCACAGAUAAGGGGGUUUCUGCAGGAUCAGUAUUAUGAGAAGAGUGCGGUUAUAACAUGGCUUCUUCCGACCAAAAUCUCUGAUAGAAGCAAGUUUGAUCCAGCCACCUACAUUUUGGGACCAGAAGAGGACCUGCCACGUAAAAUGGAGUACCUAGAGUUUGUAUGCCAUGCUCCAUCAGAGUAUUUCCAGAGUAAGACAAUGCCAUACCCUACCAUCAACAGCAAACCAGACCUCUGCUAUAUCUGGUCGACCCUAGGGCCCGAGGUUACGGAGGCCCCCACUGACAUUGACGACAUUUACGGGCCCAGUGAUUAUGUUAAGAGUGACUCACCGAUGCAAGUGUUCCCUCAGUCAAACAAGAGAGCGAAGAUUGAGAAAGUGAAAAUUAAAGAAGAAAAAAAGUUUAUUGUUGUAGAAUGAGAAUUAUAUCAUGUAUCAUGUUUUCAUUGAAUUUUGAAUCAAUUUCAUUUGUAGAAUGUUGAAUUAGGUAUAUCAAGUUUUGUAAAAAUGAAUACUCGAUAUAUAAUAAAAGUACAA